Drosophila elegans is the source of this 1974-nucleotide messenger RNA. RefSeq lists its product as uncharacterized. The transcript has 3 exons. Gene Ontology annotation, molecular function: aspartic-type endopeptidase activity; zinc ion binding; nucleic acid binding. The coding region runs from base 1 to 1974 and encodes 657 amino acids. The record is from RefSeq and is a predicted model, not a curated record. Gene Ontology annotation, biological process: proteolysis. Lineage: Eukaryota; Metazoa; Arthropoda; Insecta; Diptera; Drosophilidae.
AUGACUGCUCCGAACAACGAGAAGCAGAAACUUGAAGAAGCAAGUGGUGGUCAGAAUUUCGGAGCUAUGGCUACUGAAAGCUGUUCGACCGCCGAGAAUACAAGGACCCUGAAGGAUCUUGUCCAGCUCCUCGCCUUAAAAGUGGAAAUCGACGAGCAGAACAAAACCAGCAGCUCAAUUACUGCGGAAAGCUUUGCAAAAAUCAUUCCUGAUUUUGACGGUGAAUCCAUACCGGUCAAGCAUUGGUUUGACAAUUUUGAGCAGAAUGUUGAAGCUUACGGUCUGAACAUAAAGCAAAUGUAUGUACAGGCUCGUGCCAAGAUGACGAAUACAGCAAAAUUGUUUUUGGAUUCUACUCACGUACACCAAUACACCGAGAUGCGCCUUUUGCUGGAGACGGAGUUUAGUCGUCAAUACGUGUGCAGCGCGGAUCUUUAUGAGCAGCUCCGUACUCGAAAAAAACGCAAGCAGGAAUCUUUUCACGAGUAUCUUUUGCAGAUGAGGAAAAUGGCAGCACUUGGCAGCAUAGAUGCACAGCUGCAGGAGCAGGGAAAUAAGCCGUUCCCGUCGAACGACAGUAGUUGGACCUCAAAGCAGAAAAAGCAGCACGAAUUUAACGACAAAAAGAGACAUUGCUUUAACUGUGGAUCUGCCGAUCAUUUUCGCAAGGAUUGCAAGGCCGCCACGAACAAAGAGGGUCAUAUGUCUAAAAAUUGCCCUGGAUUAGAUGCUGGUGUCCAAGUUGUGCGCAGUGCGAAUCGCAUGAAGAAGGUCACCCUUAACGGCGUCGAAUUGGAAUGCCUGGUAGAUACCGGCGCCAAUGUAUCCGUGUUGAGAAAGUUCAUCUUCAACAAAAUUCCUAAUGUUAUCGUGGAGAAAAGUGAAUCGAAGCUGCGUGAUCUGGGAAAGAAGAUCACAUGCCCAAUUGGACGUUUUUUUGCCGAUGUCGCGGUAGACGAUGUGACGACUUCACAAAGCUUCGUUGUCAUAGACGAUGAAGACAUUGAAUAUGAUGCGUUGCUCGGAUAUGAUUUCGUCUCUAAGUUCAACCUGUCAUUGUCUCCAGAAGGAUACAAGUUUUCUUCCCUGCAAAGGGAGAAAGCUUGUGAGGAACCAAAUCAGAUUAAUAUUUACAAUAUAAUUAAUACUAAUGACGAAAUCGAUGUUCCUUCCCAGUACGCAAAGGAAGUGUCUAUGCUGAUAAAAAACUACAAGGCAGCGGAUUUGGUAGCAGAGGUUCCAGACGGCGAGAUCAUCCCAUUUCGUCAGUCCCCGAGUCGAUUCGCCAUUGCCGAAGAAAAGGAUGUCGAGAAGCAGAUCGAUGAAUGGUUAGCUGCUGGAAUUAUACGCCCAUCUACAUCAAACUUUUCUAGUCGCCUGGUGCUGGUAACCAAAAAGGAUGGCACGCGUCGUAUUUGCGUUGAUUUUCGUAUACUGAAUAAGAUGGUGCUGAGGGACUGCUUUUUCGUUCCGGUAAACGACGACGUGCUGGAAAAGCUGCAAAAAGCGAGAUAUUUUACAGUGAUGGACUUGAAGAAUGGCUUCUUCCACGUUGCUAUAGAAGAGGACAGCAAGAAAUACACAGCAUUUAUUACCAAAUCAGGACUCUACGAAUUCAAUAGAACCCCUUUUGGAUUAAGGAACUCGCCGGCUGUUUUUAUUCGCUAUGUAAACCAUAUUUCAGCAGAGGAUCCAACCAAGUGGUUUAAGGCGGUACCACUGGCGCAGCGAGCAGUAAAUUCUCAUGUGCAUACAUCAACAAAGAAAUCACCAUUCCAGUUAAUGUUUGACGUGAAGAUGAACAAUAAUCGCAGCGAUCGUAUAAUACAGCUUUUAGAGGAUGAGUUAUAUUUACACUUUGAUGAGAACCGGCAGCAACUCAGGCAAGAGGCAAAGGCCAAUAUUCAGCGGGCACAGGAUUCAUACAAGAAGAAUUUUAAUCUGAAGCGGAAACCAGAAGAAUGGGGGUUCUAG